Messenger RNA from Notechis scutatus (mainland tiger snake), 6013 nucleotides. It is a transcript of the gene CELF2, whose product is annotated as CUGBP Elav-like family member 2. The record is from RefSeq and is a predicted model, not a curated record. Lineage: Eukaryota; Metazoa; Chordata; Lepidosauria; Squamata; Elapidae. Gene Ontology annotation, molecular function: RNA binding. Gene Ontology annotation, cellular component: ribonucleoprotein complex.
GAGAGAGAGAGAGAGAGACGGAACGAUGGUUUCUAUCAUCCCCGACUUGGACCCUCGGAAGAGCUGGAAAGUUUUAAGUGAGACUGCCACAGACUUAUCUGGAAUCUUUCCAAGCAACGGCACAGCUAACAAAAUGAAUGGCGCUCUGGAUCAUUCAGACCAACCAGACCCUGAUGCCAUCAAGAUGUUUGUUGGACAGAUCCCCCGCUCGUGGUCGGAAAAAGAAUUGAAAGAACUUUUUGAGCCUUACGGAGCUGUUUACCAGAUCAACGUUCUCCGAGAUCGGAGUCAGAACCCACCCCAAAGUAAAGGUUGUUGUUUCAUAACAUUUUAUACCAGAAAAGCGGCACUAGAAGCUCAGAAUGCGCUGCACAAUAUUAAAACUUUACCUGGGAUGCAUCAUCCCAUUCAGAUGAAGCCUGCAGAUAGUGAAAAGUCCAACGCUGUGGAAGACAGAAAAUUGUUCAUAGGAAUGGUUUCGAAGAAGUGUAAUGAGAACGAUAUCAGAGUGAUGUUUUCUCCAUUUGGCCAGAUAGAAGAAUGCCGAAUCCUUCGGGGACCAGACGGACUCAGCCGAGUGCACAGCUUCAAUACGGAGUCUAGCCGAGGCUGUGCGUUUGUCACGUUUUCGACAAGGGCAAUGGCACAGAAUGCAAUCAAAGCUAUGCACCAGUCCCAGACCAUGGAGGGCUGUUCUUCACCAAUUGUCGUGAAGUUUGCUGAUACCCAAAAGGACAAAGAGCAAAGACGUUUACAACAGCAAUUGGCACAACAAAUGCAACAGCUCAAUACUGCCACUUGGGGAAACCUUACAGGCCUUGGAGGAUUUACCCCACAGUACCUGGCUAGAUUAGACAUUAAUAUGGAUUUACAGCAUCGGCUCUGGGGACCUUCAUUCCAACACCAGGCAGAAGCAAGAGACUGUAUAAAUCUUCUGCAGCAAGCAACAUCCUCCAGUAACUUGGGUGCCUUCAGUGGCAUUCAACAAAUGGCCGGAAUGAAUGCUUUACAGCUACAAAAUUUGGCAACCUUAGCAGCUGCAGCGGCCGCGGCCCAGUCCUCAGCCAACACCACCAAUGCGAAUCCACUCUCCACAGCAUCAGGGGCCCUUGGUGCGCUCACAAGCCCAGUGGCUGCAUCAACAGCAAAUUCCACAGCUGGGGCAGCAAUGAAUUCUUUGACUUCUCUGGGGACUCUACAAGGACUAGCUGGAGCAACGGUUGGAUUGAAUAAUAUUAAUGCACUAGCAGUUGCUCAAAUGCUCUCAGGUAUGGCUGCCCUGAAUGGAGGACUCGGUGCAACAGGCUUGACCAAUGGUACAGCUGGCACAAUGGAUGCCCUCACCCAAGCCUACUCAGGAAUACAGCAGUAUGCCGCUGCGGCACUGCCCACACUAUACAGUCAAAGUUUGCUACAACAACAAAGUGCUGCAGGCAGCCAGAAAGAAGGUCCAGAAGGAGCAAACCUUUUCAUUUAUCAUCUCCCACAAGAGUUUGGAGACCAGGACAUUCUGCAGAUGUUUAUGCCUUUUGGAAAUGUUAUUUCUGCUAAGGUCUUCAUUGACAAACAGACUAAUCUGAGCAAGUGUUUUGGUUUUGUUAGCUAUGACAAUCCUGUCUCGGCACAAGCUGCAAUACAGGCGAUGAACGGCUUUCAAAUCGGCAUGAAACGCCUGAAAGUACAGCUGAAGCGCUCAAAAAAUGACAGCAAACCUUACUGACCGUUCUCCCAGAAGCUUUCUGCUCUUAAUUUAGUUUCCUUAGGACAUCUUCAUGCCCGUUAGUUCAUCGUUUGCCUAGCAUGUCCCUGUGACGUCUUAAAAAAGUUUCAUCGUCCCGUCAUUGUUUCUGAUGUCUUUCUGACCUCACAUCAUAAUUUGGUUCUCCUACUGAUCUUUGAUCUAUAGUUUGAACCUUUGAAAUUUGCAUGUGACCUCAUCUAGCUAUAUGAAUUCUGGGAAGUCAAUGUGAAAAGCAUUGCUGCAUUUAUGCAAGAUCAAAAUUUGUUCAUAGUCAAAUUUAUGAUAGGAGUAUUAACACACACAAACACACACACACACACACACACACACACACAAAACCUGUGGCAAAAUGUUUUGUUUAAAGUUUUCGAUGUUCCUUUUUUCCUUUUUUUCCCCCUUUUAUUCUUUUCUUUUUUUCUGUAAAAAAAAAAAACAGACUUGAAAGUAUUAGAAUGAGGCUGGCAUUCUAGCUGGCCUCUUAAUGACAUAGCAAUAUGUGUCCACACAGGCACAGAAUGUUGGUUUCUAACAGACUACUUCCGAAAUAGUUUGAAAUGAAGAACUGUCUGAUUUUAAGUCUCUAGAGGUCUGUAAUAGUUUUUACAUUUUUCAGGCAGUGUAAAGUUUUUUGAUAAGGCCAUUUUAGGUGGCUCACUUUCUCAUUAAAAAUAUAUAUAUAUAGAACCACUUUUUGUAGAUUAGUAUAAAAAAUAUUUACCCUGUUUUAGGGCAAAUGCUACCUAUUUGUCACCUUUUGCUGAACUGAUUCACAAGUUAGACAAUCCAUGAAUUAAUGCACAUGAAAAUUACCUAUAUUUUAUACUGUUUCGAUGUACAGGAGAAAGGUUAUUGUAAGCUAUUGUUUCAUUUGGUGCUUUUGUGAAUUAAGUUGUGGUCUCAUCAUUGGGGGGGGGCUCCUCAUGGUCUUUAAGUGUUCUGUGUUUAUAAACAACAGGUUUGAAAUUGGUUUUUACUUGAAGAUCAACAACAGAACAAAAAAAAUGAAUUUCAAAAAAUGAAAAAAAAAGUUGUUUGCUUAAAAUUUAAAAAAAAAAGUUUUCAUGUGAAAAAUAAAAACUAUUCCAGACUAAGUUUGUGUUGGCUUCUGUGAGGCAUUGAUGUCAAUUUUUUAAAAAAUAUUAUUGUGGACAAUUUCGAUGUGUUUGUGUUCAGCAAAAUGUGAUUCAGUUUUCCUUUUAAAUAAAUAAUAAGAACUCAGUGGGGGGAAAAAAUUAGUGCCAAAUUCCAAAGGUACUUCUCUUCCUAGAGCUUCAGUGUGUUUCUUGUGUGAAGUAAUUUGAUAACAUGGGUAUUUUAUUAUGUGUUUUGUAUAAAUCCCUAAUAUUUAAAGGAAAAAAAAGAGGUUAAAAAGUUUGUUAACUUGCUAUCCUGUGGUCUUGUUGCCUGAAAUUGUUGUUGUUUGUUAUUUCUCUUGGAUGUUUUUUGUAAAACAUUGUAUAAGUGCCCAUGUUUCCCUUUUCUAACCAUUCUGCGCAUCAAUGCUGUGAAUGCAAACCUCACAAUGUAACUUCCUCAUAAUGUAUGGAAACCUCUAAGGUGAGAAAGUUUUGAACUUUUAACCCUUUCCACCCAGAGCUGUCUUGAGAGUUAAUACUUUUAUACAUUCACCAUUUUGCUCUUUAUUUUUAUAUACACAUUACACACACACAUACAUAUUUGUGCGUGUAUAUUCAUACACAAAUAUGCACACACACAUACAUACACACACAUACACAUAUGCACAUACACACCUAAUUUUUUUUGUGCUUUAUUUAAUACAUGGUUGAAAUCAGAAAAAUGCACAGAGCAGAUCUGAAGGACGAAAAAAAAUAUUUUACUGCUGUCUAAAGUUCUUCUGUAUCUAUAACUAAAAAAAAUAUUUAGAAAUUAUAGAACUCCUUUGUUUUGUUUUGUUUUUUAAAUCUUUUCUUAAAAAGAGCUUUUAAUAUGCUGCUGGUAUAUGAUAUUCUGUAUUUAAAAAGUAAAAAUAAUUCUUUAAUUAUAUAUUGUGUAACCACUCCUAGAUAGGAGAAUCGAACCCACAAUUUGAAAGCAUAAAAAAAAUAUUUUUGUAAUAAAAUUAAAUGAAUUUUUGAUUAAAUCCAGCGCACUAGAACUUCCUGGAUGAAAUUUUCUUGUGCACUCCAGUUAAACUCCUUUUUAUGGAUGAGGUUUACACACGUCUAUGCUCUGAUGUGCUAGCUGCCAUAUUUGUACUAUGUUGGUCCAGAUGCAAUAGAUACAAAGUAGAUAUAGCAGUAUCUUUUAUUAGCAGGAUUCAUUCCUGGUAGUUAAUGAACAUGCAGGUUUCUGACUUGUAGCAAAUCCACAAAAAGGCAGAAGCAAAAGAUGGCUCUGUAGUCCCUCAACCUGAGAACAAAUCACAGUAGCCCAAAAUCUGUUUUUGUGAACGCAGGUCUUUAGAGUUUCUGGGUGGAUGCAAGCUAUUGAUGCUCUGAGAAGCAAUUGCAUAUGUGGUGGUUGACAUGUAGGGUCCCCGCUGAGGUGAGAUUGGCCCUGCUGCCCAUGACGUUAUGGGGCUGCUGCAGGCCUUGGGAAGCUGACUAUGGAAGCUGGCUACAAUAGUGCACUUAAAAUAUAUAUCUAUAGAUGGAGCUUCAGUUGUCACAGCCAUCUUGAUCUUUAUGAUCGUGCAUGAGGACACAUCUGGUAUUUGCUAUGACAUCAUCCUUUGGGUGACACCACUCAUUCAUUCCACAAGCAGCUUGAACCCAUGAGCUGAGCUAAUAGCACCCAUAUAUCCACAGUUGAAGGCGCUGCAGUUCACAAAAGUUUCUGCCAUUGUAAAUAUGACCAUCUUUAAGAGGCCCACGGGAUUUCACCAUUUUUACUCAGUAAAAAACAAGACAUGGAAAAGCUGCAGGGGAUUAAUUUAAUUUUGCUACAUAAGGCAGUUACAGAGUUGGUAUGUUUAUUGCUCCUGCUGGGUUCUGUUCACUUCUGCACAACUCAGAAAGCUGCAUGUUCCCUCAGUAGAAAAUUAUGAAACAUAAAGGUAGUUGCUUGGCUAUUUUGUAUCUCUUAUUAUCUGUGGUAAACAAUAUGUGGGCACGACCCUGCAAGCAUGUACUGUACUACUUACUUACUAUCUGUUCACAUCAAAGGGAAAGUUCUGCAAAUCCUUAGAUUUUGCAGAACAAUAACGAAGAAACUAAGGAAUGAUAACACUUCAUUGCCUUGUUUCUUUUAAGUUGGAUCGAACAGAAUAGCACUCCUAUUCAUCAACUAAAUUUUGGUAUUCUGUAAUGGCAAAUAUAAACCUCUUUCCAAGCCAAAAUUAUUUCAGCAGCUUUUCAUGCUACUGAUUUUUUUUUUAAAAAAAAGUGCCAAAAUCAUUUCCUAUUGUCUAAUCCUUUUCACUCUCAUUUAAAACAUCUCCCAUUUUUCCUCUUUCCCACAAUUCCCCAUAUAAAUUAUUUUUUUAGAAAUCAGGUGAUAAUCUACCCAGUUUGCUUUUACAUUCUUUCUAAAGAGGGAGGAGAAAGUAUUUUUACUUUUAGAGAAGCCGUGGAUGGCAAGCACUCCAAAUAAUGGAAUUCAAAUAAUGCAGGGUGGGAGAGAAGAAAGCAAGAAAAAGAAUUCAAACACAGAGACAUUCUCAGUUAAUAGAUAAGUGCUCCACGAUUGUCUUGUGUUUCUUCUUCUGGGGCAUUGCUGAACCCUUGAGGGCUAAUUUUGUGCUUGUUACACCAUUUUUCUUGCUCAAUUGUUGACACAGUAAUAUAAUAGGAGAUCAUGAAACAUUUUUCCAGGACAUUAUUAUAGUACAGUAUCUAAAAUUUCCCAAAUAAUUAUACUGUUUGAAAAUCAGAUCCCACGUAAGAAACCUCAUACCUCUUUCACGUCAACUAUGGCUUGUUGCGAAACCCCAGAUCAAACCUGUUAAAAUGGCAGCCACAUGUGUAAUUAACUGCACUUAGAUGGCAACACAAUUAUGAAUGCCUUGUCCUGCUGGUGCUAAACUCCAUAACUUCUCUCUUAUGAAUUUGCACCUAUCCAAGUGGGAAACUUUCUUCUCUCUCUCUCUCUCUCUCUCUCUCUGUCAGUCUCUCUCUCUCUCUCUCUCUCUCUCCUUGCCAGCCUCAUUGCUCAUUAUUUCCCAGGCAUUGUUCAUUUCGCAGCCCCAAGGGAACUCUUGAUUUUCAAAGAGAAGUUUAAUUUGCAAUAUUGGUCCAUUUUCCUAGGGACAAAGUACUGGGAGGAAAAGAAGGAACAGGCAUAAACAGGAAAUAAAAGCUGUCACUUUUUCAA